Acanthaster planci (crown-of-thorns starfish) is the source of this 3225-nucleotide messenger RNA. RefSeq lists its product as uncharacterized. NCBI's taxonomy places the organism in Eukaryota, Metazoa, Echinodermata, Asteroidea, Valvatida, Acanthasteridae. The record is from RefSeq and is a predicted model, not a curated record.
AGCAUAUAGCGGUCGGUACGACUUGCUUGGUCUCGGGCGCGAAGCUGGAUGGGGGAUGGAAACACAACAUUCCAACAAAAGUCUCACAAAACAAAGUCCUAAUUUAGACAGAGCAAAAGGUGGAAGAAGUGCUCAGUAUUUUUCGGUCCCAGUUCUGUUUCAUACAGAGUCGGCUAAGUCAUGCAGAUGCAGGAGUUGUGGUAGGCAGAGUCACCCACCCGUGUGGUUAAUAAUUCCCACCCCUUCGCGCACAAGUCGCGUAUGCCCGCCUUACCUUCAUGAAAAUCUCCACGGCGCCUUUCGCUAUGUCCAGCAACGUAGUACCCAGCAAGCUGCGGUUUUCCUUCCUCAAGCAGAACCGGUUCCGGCUCCUGAUCUGCGAGGGCUAUCGCUACUCCCGCUACAUGGUGGUCUACAACAAGGAAUACUGGCGCUGCACCGACCGCACCUGUAAGGGCAAGCUGCACCUGAGCGGCGGGCGCAUCGUCUACGUCAAGAAGAAUGGCCACAACCAUGGCCCCGACCACAAGGGCGCCUCCGCGGACCAGGCGCUGAUGACCAUGCGCAAGCGGGUCCACAACAAUCCGGCCACGCCCUUCCAGCAGCUCUACGAGGAGACGGUGAGCGAGAUGGAGGCACUGGGCCACGGGCCCCUGCGGCAGCUGCUGCCGUACGCCGACUGCUGCUGGAAGGUGUUGGGUCAGGAGCAAGGCACCAGUGGGGCAAGGCCAGGCGGGGCCGAGGGCCGUGGCAGCGCUGGCUCUGUGCGGUCGAAGGAUCAGGCCAGCAGGAACCACUGCGCUGGGGCACCGGCUGAGAGCAACAGCAGGCCUGACGCUGUGGAUGAGGUGCUGGUUGAGAGCGAGGCAGAUGAGCCAAAAUCUGAGGUUUGUGAACUGGAAGUCAUUGAUUGCACAGACAUGACAGCUGAAGCAUCUUUGGCAUCACCGGUGAGCACCUCCGUUACCAUAGCAACAGGCUCCCUCAAUAAAAUGAUACCUGCGUCACACUCAACCCUUGCCAGAAGUGGGAGAGCCCAUUCCAGCCAUUUGCCAGUGCAGAGCGACAUUGGCAGAGCAGGCACCACCACUGUAACUCCAGGUGGGUCCCAGGUGGGUCCCAGCACCGCUCAGGGUUUGAAGAUACACAGCACGUACUCGCUGCAGCCCCUGUCCGUUCAGGCAAACCUGACCACAAAUCAAGAUACAUCGCAAGGCAUCGUGGGUACUCCUGUCAGCAACAUUGACUUGAACCAGCACACAACUGACAAUGUCUUUGAAGCUCUUACUGAGGACAGCGGACAAAAUACAGUAAAUCACCCCCGAGCGACAUAUGUAAAAACUGCACCGUCCUCUGCUAGCUUGCUGCAAGUUAACUCCAACAUUUCCAAGGUGCUGGUAACGCAACACACCGUACCUAACCACAAUGCCGUGCAAUCGGUCCGCUCUACGUCUGCACACAACCAGGGAAGCCGUUUAUUGCGACAGCAAGGAGGGGGCAUAAUCAGAAAUACCACGCCACGGGUCACCGCGGCCCGCAUGCCGAAUCGGGCCGCUGCCCUGCUGGACAGGCCUGUGUCAGUCCAUUCGCCUGCCGAACCCACGUUGCCGCCCACGGACCCACAACCGCAGGCAUACACGCAACUGCAGAUGCGCCUGGCCAGGAAGGAGCACCAGCUGCGACUGCAGCACAUGAAGGAGCGUCACAAUGCCGAGAUGGUACUGGUGCACUUGCAACAGGAAUUGGUCCGAGAGCAGCUGAGGGAACUGCGGCAGCCGGCAGGUGGCCUGAACAGCUAACGGCAUUCGCAGCACUCUCCAGCACAUCAGUACGUCAUAGUGUCUCCAUUUCUUCAGUGAUGAAGAUCAUACCUUGCCAGUGGAUGACGCUGCCAGAUGGCACGGGCAGCGAACAGCACUCACAGUAACUUCAGUAGUUGCUUAACUGCAAAUGGGGAAUUGGUACAUCCCCCCCCGGUGCCACCAAUUUCAAAUGUCAAAAUGCCUGCAACCAACUCCUAUCCGCUCGGAGAAGGAACAAAAGAGGGUGUGUUUUGAAAUGAAAUUGACAGUCGCCGCAUAGGUGCGCAAGUUUAUGCAUGUUUGACACGGAGCACGCCGAUUACGCACAACGAAUUUAGUCUGGAAUGUACACUUUGCGUGCACGCUGAACGCGCGCAAGAACCUGGUUGGAAAACUUAGUAUCGUCCGACUUUCUUUCGACGGUGAGGGCGCACUGUAGCUCAGGGUGGGUACAAGCCACAGCUCAUUUGCCUUGAAAGCCUUCUUGAACAAAUGUGUUUCCCAAGGAGCCCACUUAGAAAUCUUAUCCAAUCAGGCAAGAGGAACUUCAGUCGUUCAGUUCAUCCUUUUGGUCUUGUUACUAACGCUAGCCAGAGGGUGACGUGUUAUUUCCUGGACAAGACCCAAAGAAAAUAUUCGCAGGGAAAAAAAACCUCGGCCAAAUAUAUGUGAAUUGAAUCGUAUCUGUCAACCAGGGUUUUUGUGAUUCUUUUCCGACGUGAAGCAGCCCCACCACGGCAAAGGAGGGACAGGCACACAGUGUGUAUGCAGAGACCGUACAUUGGACAGGAAAGAAGUCACAUGUGUUGAGCACGUCCUGCAACAGACGGGCAUGCACCUGUGGUGUUUUCCCCCAAAGGGAGAUCACUCGUAUCUCUUGUUCCUGAAGGUCAUGCUUGCCGCUUCAAAUUUGAAGUCCUCAAAAUUCACUCUUGCUGUAUCGUGUGGCAAGAUUUGAAUAGACCUCCAACACUAUGAUGCCGCACUUUGUUUACGUGCGCACCAUCCUGAGGUAGUGAGGUGGGAGCGAUCCACCAAGCCUCCAUACAAGAGCUCACAUGCAAACGAAAUGUGACGUUAUGAUUUACGUUUUAUCACCAGAGCCGACCUUAGAUAACUUCCAUGAGAAUCCAACAGUGACAGGUAAUGACACCUUCAAGCACAUCAAUUUCACCAUCGCUCAAAUAUCAUAUAUUAAUUUGAGAUCUUUAUUUUUGCUUCACUGUACAGUGGUUACAGUAUAUUCAAACAACUUCGCUAUUUACAAACCUAAUUGGAUGUAACAGUGAACAGUGUAACAUUUAUACAAACCUCACAUGAUGCACGCAACAGAAGUAUUUAACCAUGUCAGGCAUGCAACUUGGACUUUAACCCCCCAAAACGAGGAAAUUCCAAUCUUUACAAGAUUUUGUAGAGUGUUUUU